Molecule: messenger RNA, 2353 nt
Organism: Electrophorus electricus (electric eel)
Lineage: Eukaryota; Metazoa; Chordata; Actinopteri; Gymnotiformes; Gymnotidae
Gene: gpat3
Product: glycerol-3-phosphate acyltransferase 3
Biological process (GO): triglyceride biosynthetic process
Cellular component (GO): endoplasmic reticulum
Molecular function (GO): glycerol-3-phosphate O-acyltransferase activity
Source: RefSeq, a predicted model, not a curated record
CGAUUUUGGGCGUAAGUAGUUGCCUUUGAACCCAGACGAACCCAUAUAUUUGUCCCAGACAAAUGUCCGAGUUCCAGGGAAAGGUUAUGGAGUAUGAGUAAUAGCAGGCUUUUUGAUGAUUUACUUUACAAGCAUUUAAUGAUUUAAACUGACAAAAGCUACACUUUAAUGACCAAUCCGUGCCAACGAUUAUAAUACCGAGCCCUGAUUUAACCCGAGAAAGGUAGUGCGUGGUGGAGCCAUUGUUUUCGACAGUGGGAGGCGCUAUUAUAUCAUAUUUCUAGAUUUUUUAAAUUUUGUACUUUAACUUUGUUAUGAGCUACUUUAAAGUUAAUUUAGAAAAGAUCUUAGAUUUGUAACAUCAGUCUCAAGCGUCUGGAAUGAAGACAAGGUCAUCCCGCUGACCUGCUACCAGUGUGAUCGAGCACUGGCUGACAGCCGUGUACAGAGGGAUCCUGGUGGCUGGCGAAUGUGUUGUUGGGGAUGUGGAUUUCUGUGGUGCUGGCGCUCACUGUGCUCCCUGCCAUGUUCGGGCUGUCGCUGGGCUUCACAGACCUCUACAUUAAAGUGCUGGUCAAAACACUGGAGUGGGCAGCUCUGAGAAUUCAGAGGGCACAGAAGGUACCUGCAGUCCCCUGUCAUCUACCCAAUGGAAUUAUUCAGAAAGGUGACAGCUCUAUGGAAGAAGAGAUCGUGGAGCUGCGUCGCAUGCAUCCACACCCUCUUACUGGGGGAAACUUCACGCUGUGUGACACCUUUUACUUCUGUAAGAAGGGCAUAGAGAGCAUUGUGGAAGAUCAGGUCACUCAGCGCUUUACGUCUGAGGAGCUUGCCUCCUGGAACCUGCUGACUCGGACAAACAACAACUUCCAUUACAUCAGCAUGCGAGUUACCAUCAUAUGGGGCCUGGGUGUGUUCAUUCGCUACUGUAUCCUCUUACCUCUUAGGAUCAUCCUUGCUGCUACUGGACUGAGCUGGCUAGUGAUAGGCACCACACUGGUGGGCAUACUGCCCAACAGCAAUGUGAAGGACAGGAUUAGUGAUCUGCUCCACAUUACUUGCUACAGGAUCUGUGCUAGAGGCUUGUCAGCCAAAAUUCACUACCACAACAAAGAAAAUCAUCCAAAGAAAGGAGGCAUUUGUGUUGCAAACCAUACUUCUCCAAUCGAUAUUGUUAUUUUGGCUAAUGAUGGAUGUUAUGCUAUGGUCGGUCAAGUUCAUGGCGGCCUGAUGGGGCUCAUUCAGCGGUCCAUGGUGAGAUCCUGCCCCCAUGUAUGGUUUGAGAGGUCAGAGAUGAAAGAUCGCCAUGCAGUGGCCAAAAGACUGAGAGAUCAUGUUGCUGACAAAACCAAACAGCCCAUUCUUAUUUUCCCAGAGGGAACUUGCAUUAAUAACACAUCUGUCAUGAUGUUCAAAAAGGGAAGCUUUGAGAUCGGAAAGACCAUACACCCAGUAGCAAUAAAGUAUGACCCACAGUUCGGAGAUGCUUUCUGGAACAGUGCAAAGUACAGCAUGGUGGCGUAUCUCCUCAGGAUGAUGACCAGCUGGGCUAUAGUAUGCAAUGUGUGGUACUUGCCUCCUAUGAGCCAACAGGAUGGGGAGGAUGCUGUCAAUUUUGCCAACAGGGUGAAAUCAGCCAUAGCGCACCAGGGGGGAUUGGUUGAUCUGUCCUGGGACGGAGGCUUAAAGAGGGGGAAAGUAAAAGAGUCUUACAAGGAGGCUCAACAGAAGAUGUACAGCAGUAUGAUAGUAGGGCACUGAAGAGACUACCCUGCCAUUUCCACAGGUCUACACUAGUUGUUCUAGAAACAUCUGGAAGCCUGCAGUCUGGGAUCAAUCUAAAUGGUUCUUGGGAAGUCACGGUUGAUUGAUUCAGUUUUCUAUCAUGGUAUCAGGCCUACUCUGUAUAUUUUCACCUAGGGGUUGUAUGACUUGUGGAAAAUACUUGGGGAAAGUGGGAAAUGCUUUUUUCUACGUUGAUUGAGACAUUUGAUAUGAGCAUGUCAGUGAAAGCUGUAUACUGAAUUGUCAGCUGUAUACUGAAUUGACAGCAUUUUUUAAAAUGCAAAUUAUGAUUUCAGUUUUGUUCUUAUACUUUGAUCAUCUGAUAUUAAAUCACAUUUUCUUUUUUCUUCUUUUAGCUGUUGCUCUUUUCAACUGUUAAAAUAUCACUCAGGCUGGUUGUUUUGAUGCAUAGUUGUAUAUGUAUCAUAUUUGUGAUUUGUUAUGAAAUUAGCUGUGCCAUUUCUUCCAAAUUGUUUGAAUACAGUAUGUGUGUGUGCAUGCUUUUAUGUGUUUGUGUAUUUUUGUGUGUUUUUAUCAGCACUUUAUAAAGAUGUUACUAAUUUCAGGA